AUUUCCCUUGCUUUUAAAAACUCCCAUACGAGAUGGAAGUGCAUCGCUAGGUUUUGCGAUCCGUUCACGUCAUCUCGCAGAGACGAUCGAUGGCGAGCAAGGCCGCAGCAACUGCGGCGACGACGGCAGCGAAAGCGGUGGCGAGAGGCGCAUGCGAGACCUACGAGUAUCCAUGGCGCGAAAAGCUCCAGAAGUUCAAAGGCGAGCUCGCGAAGGGAGUCUGGGGCUACUGGCAUCUCGGAGCCUGGAAACCCCUCGCUCUUAGCGCCCGAAAGCGCGCUCGACUCCGCAAAGAAGUGCUCCUCGCUGGAGAGGAUUGGCCGUAUGAUCCGCCGAAGGGGGAGAUGAGGACAAAGAGGAAAGGGCACAAGGUUGAUCGCGUUGCUGCUGAGAAGAGGGCGAAUACGGUUGAGUUGAUGAAGAAGAUGCCAGAAAUGCUGCUGGAUUACAAGAAACGCAGGUGGGAGAAGAAAAUGAAAGCAGAGGAGGCAAAAGAUUGAACCAAGGUUUGCAGAGAAUGGCCUUUGUUGUGAUUUGCUUCAUUCUUUGCUGAAUUGUUCUAGCUGUAUUGGAAUUUUGUUGCUUUAUGCAAAAACAGUUUUUGUUCCAUUUUACGCUUAUCUGUAAGUGAUAAGUGAUACGGGUGUACAUUCUCUUUGGAACUUA
Molecule: messenger RNA, 666 nt
Organism: Asparagus officinalis (garden asparagus)
Lineage: Eukaryota; Viridiplantae; Streptophyta; Magnoliopsida; Asparagales; Asparagaceae
Exons: 4
Coding region: 90-500 (136 amino acids)
Source: RefSeq, a predicted model, not a curated record